Molecule: messenger RNA, 2544 nt
Organism: Sporothrix brasiliensis 5110
Lineage: Eukaryota; Fungi; Ascomycota; Sordariomycetes; Ophiostomatales; Ophiostomataceae
Exons: 2
Coding region: 1-2544 (847 amino acids)
Biological process (GO): secondary metabolite biosynthetic process
Molecular function (GO): flavin adenine dinucleotide binding; oxidoreductase activity, acting on CH-OH group of donors
Source: RefSeq, a predicted model, not a curated record
AUGUCACAAUCGUUGCAGACGCCUUCCCUGCACAAGGUUCUCGCCUUUGGCGCCGGAUUUCUGUCCGCCGUCGCAGUGACCUACCCGCACAACGGCCGCCCGAACCGCUGGCACCACCUGAACCAUGCCCGCGACAUUGCUUCCGAGUACGACUAUGUUAUUGUCGGCGGCGGCACGGCCGGCCUCACCGUCGCUGACCGGCUGACCGAGGACGCCAACACCACUGUGCUGGUCAUCGAAUACGGCGUUCUCAGCGACUCGGCCUUGAUCAGCACCGUGCAGGGCGGCUUCCGCGGAAUGGAUGCGCAGUUCCUGUACGACAUCCAGUCGGUGCCGCAGGUGAACCUCAGGAACCGCUCGACAGGCGUGAUGGCCGGAAAAGUGGUGGGCGGCAGCUCGGCGGUCAAUGCGAUGAUGGCGGUGCGCGGGGCGGCCGAGGACUACGACCGAUGGGGCUCCUUUUUCGACGGAAGCAAUGCCGGCGGCAGAGGCGGGUGGAGCGCGGAGCUGCUCAAGAGCUACUUUCACAAAGCGCUGACUUUUGUGCCGCCACUGCCCGACGUGGCCAAAGCGGCGGGCAUCGCCUACGACACCGCGUACUGGGGCAACACGUCGAGCGUUUAUGUUGGUUGGCCGUCGUUUCAGUUCCCAGGCACGACCGUGCAGUUUGACGCGUUUCGCAGCAUGCCGGGCGUCGAUUUCCCCGCGGACAGCGGCGCGGGCCAUCCGGGCGUGUACUGGUUCCCGUCGUUUAUGGAUCCGCACAAGGUAGCGCGGUCGUAUGCCCGGACGGGCCACCACGACCGGGCGGUGGUGCGCAGCAACUACCACCUGCUGACGCGCACCAAGGUCGACCACAUCAUGCUGGAGACCAACCCCGAUCGGCCCCUGAACGACGCCAAAGCCACAGGCGUACGAUUCAUCGUCAACGCGACGACGGCCACGGGAUCUGCUUCCGGCCGGAACGCCCCAGUACGGGAACGGCCGACCCAGUUUGUGAAAGCGCGCCGCGAGGUCAUCUUGGCUGCCGGCGGCAUCCACAGUCCGCAGAUUCUACAGCUGAGCGGGAUUGGACCGAAACCCUUGCUGGAUGCCGCCAACAUCACAACGAUCGUCGACUUGCCGGGCGUCGGCCAGAACUUCCAGGACCACCCCAUGCUGACGGCGUCGUUUUCGCUGUCCAACUACUCGUCCGUGCAGCCCUCCGCCGCGGACCUGUUUCUCAAUGCCACGUUCCGCGCCUGGUCGGACGCCGAAUGGAAAGCCAAUCGCACGGGCCCGCAGUCGCUCGGCGUCGGCAACGCGGCCGCGUGGCUGCCGUUUCCUGUCAUCUCGGAGCGCUGGGCGGACGUGGCAGCCAACCUGUCGAGCCAAGACCACGCCGCCUACUUGCCGCCGAACACGCACGCAACGGUAGCCCAGGGCUACAAGAAGCAGAUGGACGCGUACGCUCUGGCCCUCAAGAACAACCGCACGGCGUUUUACAACAAUGUGCUAUCCGGCGGCCCGUCGUCCGGCGUGCUCGUGAUGCUGCACCCGCUGAGCCGUGGCACCGUCAACAUUGACCCUGUCGAUCCGUACAACCGCGAGCCAGUCGUCGACUACCGGGCGCUGUCGAACCCGCUGGACGUGGCGAUCAUGGCGGACAUGAUCCGGUACACGCGCCGCUUUUUCAUGGAGAAUGCGGCGCUGGCGCAGUACCGCCCCGUAGAAAUUGCGCCGGGCGACUAUGUCAGCAGCGAGGAAGACCUGGCGACGUAUCUGUCGGAGACGGUCUCGCCGACCGAGUACCAUCCGGCGGGCACGUGUGCGAUGCUCCCCCAGUCGCUGGGUGGCGUGGUGGACGAAUAUCUGAAAGUGUACGGCGUGCCGAAUCUCCGAGUGAUCGACGCGAGCAUCAUCCCAACGCUGCCGGGCGCCAACACUUGCCAGACUGUGUAUGCUGUGGCCGAGUUGACAUCACUUCCCUGCCUGUCCGCGUCCGGGCGCUGCCUCAAAGGCGGCCCGCCACUUGUCCUCCUGGCGGAACAUGACAAUGGUCUCGAGCGGCGUGGGCGAGCCGAACUCGGGGUCGGCACCGCCUUCGAGCAGAGCCUCAAUCACGGCAUCCUCGGCCUUGAAGACGGCGCCGGCCAGCGGGCUCUGGCCCUUGUCGUUGAGGCGGUUCGGGUCGGCGCCGUGGCGGAGAAGCAGACGCACGAGAUUGGCGUGGCCGUAGUAGGCGGCGAGCAUGAGCAGACUGUCGCCCUUUUCGUUGGCCAAGUUGGCGGGCAGACCGGCGGGCAGGGCCUGCUGGAAGAGGGCGAGGUCGCCGGCACGGGCGCCGUUGUAGAGGCGGGAGGCGAGUGCAAUGGCUUCAUCUGGAAGGCCUUGUGGUGGUGGAUGUUGUGGAUGUUGUGGAUGUUGUGGUUGCUGCUGCUGUUCUUGCUUCUGCUGCUGUUCUUGCUUCUGCUCCCCCGGCUGCGUUUGCUGUUUUGUGUCGGACAUUGUGGUGCGUGGGCAAGUGUCUGUGCUUACAAGGCGAGAAGUGUGUUGACGAUGUGA